AUGGACGAUGUUCGACAUGAUCCCAUCGAGGUGACCCUGUGCCGGAAUGUCAAGAAGGACCUGGCCAAGAGCAUUGAUGCCAUGACCGGUGGCCAGGAUGACGAGUGCUUCUGGGAAACCUGCGAGCAGGAGCAUGUGAACUUGUACGUGGACGUCUACAUGGAAAAUGGUGAGCCCAGACUGUCGCCACCUCGACCACCACGGUUGCCAUCACCUGACCAGCUUCGAGACGAGAGCUUUGAACUGCGUGCGUGUGGCAAACGUGCUAGAUGGACUCAGGAGCAAGGCUACCUGGUAAUGCUCUGCCUGGAUCCGCGGCGCGUGCCCAUCCAUUCGGUUGGACCUGGGCACCGCACUCUGCGCUGGACAGCGGUGCGGGAAGAUGAUGAAUGGAGGUGGUGCGAGAAAGAAUGCCAGGGACCCGUGGACAAGGAUGUCUUUGAAGCAAACUCGGCUAUGAUCUACUAUGCCUGGGACAAGGCUGAAAGUAUGACCCUGGCAGAAGGACACGAGCUGAGCGCGGCGGGCUGCCGGAAUGAUAUCAUCCAGUACGUGCAGCUUUACUUUCGGUGUGCUGGUUGUGAUCUGGAGCAGCGACCCCCUACUAGACUGCCAGCGGCCACCCCGAGAUGUUACGACUUCAACGUGGUCAUCGGGAUCGACGUGCUUUUCAUCCACGGGCUGGACAACAAGACUGAGCACCCUGUCCUUAACGUCACGUGCCUUGGGACGCUGUACUCCACCUUCGGCUUGAUCGAUCCGCUGCGCCGUUCGGCAAAGCUCACCUUGAAGGCCUUUGAGAGGCUGUGGGUGCGGACAUUCGGGCCGCCAGACUUCCUCUUGUAUGACAUGGGCACCGAAUUCACUGGCGGUGACUUCCAAAGCGGCAUCGAGCGCAUGUGCAUCCAACCGAUAGUCUGUGAUCAGGAUGCGCCAUGGGAAAAUGGUGUAUGUGAAAGGCGCGGUGAUCUUUUCAAGAAAAUUUACUACAAAAGCCGCGAGCUUGCACAACCACGUGACUUGGACGAGGUCGAGUUGCUGGUGUUCGAGUCGGCCUGGGCCCUUCAGACGAGCGUCAACCGAUCUGGGUUCACUCCAGCCCAGCGUGUCCUUGGACGACAACCACGAGUGGCGCUGGACUUGGCCAGCGACGACAAGCACUACGAGCUCUCGGUCACGCAGGACAAGGCAUGGACGCGAGCUUCAGAGCUGCGGCAGGCAGCACGGAAAGCGCUGCUGGAACUUGGUGCCAAGGAGCGGGUGCAGAGAGCAAGCAGGGCAAAACCACGGAGGCAGUUGGAGAACCAGGUCUUCACCGAGGGACAACCCGUGGUCGUGUGGCGGCAGGGCCGUCGUGGCGCCCUCUCCAAAGUUGGACCGUGUUUCGUAGUCCUCCAACGUGGCUCGACAGUCUGGGUCACGAGGCGCGGCGAAUUGUGGAAGUGCAACGUUGCGCAAGUCUUCGCAAUGGGACCACUGGAGGUCCAAGGUUUGGAAGCAAUUCCGAGGGACCUGCUCAUGGCCAAGGAGCGGAGAAUGUCGACAGUGGUGAUCUUGAAAGAUCCCCCCUUGAUGGACCGGAAGCUCCAUCAUCAGCACCUCUUCCCCCGCAAGACCACCGAGCAGUUCCUAGAGAACCACCACUUCUUCCUGGAGGAGCCACCUUCGGACGUCGAGGGUACUCCCCAGAUGAGUUACCUCAACCACCGCAAGACCGAGCAGUUCCGAGAGAACCACCGCUUCUUCCUGGGGGCCAUGAUCUACAUGAACCACCAACGUCCAGGGGUGAACCGACAACAACCAGAACCGGGCCGAGGCAGACGGGAGUUCCACUUCAGUCACGUGGGCCACGAAUGGAUCAACCCGAACCACCACCAAUACUUCCAGCAGGACAUGAACCAUCAGCAUCAUCCACGGCGUCAGUGGCCACAAGCCGUGGAUAUCAAGAAGUGGACGCGCUUCGACAACAAUGCCGACCGCUUCAGGGUCUCUAGCAGUAAAGGGCCAAUGUGGAGCGAUGUCACGAGACGAGUCACUUUGGACUUGGACACGGGCAGGGUUGUUGCCGAUGAGGAGUUCACCGGCGACGAGCGACCGCGGAUGCUGAGCCGAGCUCUUCCCCAAGGAGUCAAGAACAUAGAGACGACUCUGUUUUACCGUCCCCGACCUGGACAUCCUGACCCAGGAGUUCCUGUGGAAAGCCAAGCAGGCCGCCAGGAGAACAUGGACGAGGAUCGCAGACUCUUCGACCGUGGCCUCAAGCGAGCACAUGAUGGCACCGGACAACAUGGCAACCCACAACCAAAGUCGAAGGUCGGCGGCAUCUGGGUGGCUGACGUUGUGACGCCCUGGGGUGAUAAAAGGAAGUUCCCUGUCAUUGCGAAUGCCCGAGACCUUCAGGCCUUUAGCAAGCUGGUCAAGACCGACGUCUUCUACACGUACUCUGAGCUCCACUCUGGCUGGAUAUGCUUGACCAAGAAAUCAGGCAAGGAGAUCCAGGAGCGCAACCUGACGAGCCAGGAGCGGAGAAUGUUUGAUGAGGCCAAGCUCACCGAGAUUGAGAACUUGGAGGGCUCCAGCGCCAUCAGCUUCGUCACCGAUUCCGAGGAAAUCCGGAAGAUCAAGGAGUCCUUCAGCCACAGGAUCAUGCCCCCCCGCUUCAUCCUGACAAAGAAGCAGCAGGAACUUGGGCAGACCUGGAAAGCCAAAGCCAGGUGGAUCCUUCUUGGACAUCGUGACAUCGUGAUCCGGAUGCCCAAGAGCUUGAGAGAUAUGCUCCAACACCGCCGACCCCGACGGUGUACCUGGCCUUUCAAAUUCUCAGCAGCCUCCGCUAUAUGA
Symbiodinium pilosum is the source of this 2841-nucleotide messenger RNA. The record is from the annotation of a GenBank genome assembly. NCBI's taxonomy places the organism in Eukaryota, Dinophyceae, Suessiales, Symbiodiniaceae.